UGCAGAGGGGGAAAGGUCCCUCGAAUGGCGGCUAUAUAGACACGAGAGGAGACUCAGGCAGGGCCGCAACUUCCUUCUUCGAUGCCCAACGAUUUCUUGGGUCUCUUCAUCUCUGUUUCCUCCAAGAACCCAGCACGCGCCUCGAACUCCGUCUUCUAUUUCUUAUAUUCAAUAACAAUUUAGGGCGAAGUCGACUUUAGAAAAUCCCGCUCCAUUAUCUUUUGUUGAUUCUUCUAUGUCGAUAUAUUCCAUUCAGGGUCAAGCUCUUGAAGUCAUCGUUAUUGGAUGCACAAAGUUGAAAGAUACGGAAUGGAUUUCAAGGCAGGAUUCGUAUGUGUGCCUUGAAUAUGGUAGCACCAAUUUCCGCACGACCACUUGUACAGAUGGUGGCAGAAAUCCUAUAUUCCAAGAGAAAUUUGUGUUCUCUCUAAUUGAAGGGAUUAGAGAGAUUAAUGUUACUGUUUGGAAUAGCAAUACAGUUACUUAUGAUGACUUCAUUGGCAAUGGAAAAAUUCAACUGGCUAAGGUUCUAGCAGAAGGUUAUGAUGAUAGCACAUGGUCACUUCAAACAAAAACUGGCAGACAUGCUGGGGAAGUACGAUUGAUUCUUCAUUUUGCAACUGCCGAUACUACCAGCAAAUUUUGCACCGUCGGCACCGCCCUUUCACGCGCCUCCGCCAUCCCAACUUGCCAUGUACGCCACAAUGCCAUCGGCACACCCUACAGCCUACCCUCAUCCUCCUACACCCUAUGCAUUUUCAUCUCCCUUUCCUUCUUACCCACCCAACAAUGGAGCAUAUCAAACAUCCAUGUAUUCCUCCCCGUUUCCAUCGGGGUAUCCUCCGUCGUCAUACCCGCCGCCUUCCUCGGCUUAUCCUCCCGCUCCAUACCCACUGCAUCCACAAGCCUCACCCUUCUAUCCUCCAGGCCCUUAUCCUGGAGUUUAUCCCCCACCACAGUAUUGAAAUCUCAAGAUUUUUUGACCCGUGGUUUUGGUCGUGAAAUCGAAUAAUUUGGAUACCACUUUUUCUUAGGAGAUGAGAGUGUUAGAUGAACA
Molecule: messenger RNA, 1057 nt
Organism: Cucurbita maxima (winter squash)
Lineage: Eukaryota; Viridiplantae; Streptophyta; Magnoliopsida; Cucurbitales; Cucurbitaceae
Product: elicitor-responsive protein 3-like
Exons: 9
Coding region: 236-1012 (258 amino acids)
Source: RefSeq, a predicted model, not a curated record